AUGUCGACGCGCUGCCUACAUACGUUGCCACGCUUUACCACGCGUGCGGCCGGUGCAGGCGGUGCGGGCGGCCCGUCUGCGCGAGCUGCAUUGGCGCGGACCGUAGCGUCUAGUGUUACGACGUAUCGGUAUGAGAAUGGGCGGCGGUAUCAUGCUUAUAAGGACGGCGCGUACUACCAGCCCAACGACGACAAGCAAGCCAGCGCCGGGACGAUAGAACACCACCUCUGGCUGCUCACACUGCGGGACGCGCUCUUCCUGGCGCCGCUGGAGAACCCGCAACGGGUGCUGGACGUGGGGACCGGGACCGGUCUCUGGGCAGUCGACAUGGCGGACCGGUACCCAGCCGUCGAAGUAAUCGGGACGGACCUCUCACCAACGCAGGUCCCGUUCGCGCCGCCCAAUGUCCGCUUCGAGAUAGACGACUGCUGCUCCGAGUGGACGUACCCGGCCAACAGCUUCGACCUGAUCCACGUGCGCGGCUUGGUGGGCAGCGUCGCCAACUGGCCCGCGUUUUACGCAGAGUGCAUGCGCCAUUUGCAGCCUGGGUUGGGCUAUCUCGAGCAGUUGGAGUUUGACGUCCGCUUUGAGAGCGAGCCGGACGACGAGGCGGAUAAGGCGCUUUUCGAUCGCUUGGGGGACUUGUUUGUCGAGGCGGGCGUGCGCAUGGAGAAGUCGUUUAAGAUUGCGGAGAAUAUGCGCGCGAGGAUCGAGGAGGCCGGCUUCGUCGACGUCGUCGAGCGCCGCUUCAUGUGGCCCAUCGGGACGUGGCACGCGGACGAGCGGCUCAAGGAAAUCGGCCACUGGAACAUGCGCAACUGGGAGAAUGGCAUGGAGGGGUGGAUCCUGGCGCUGUUGACUAGGACACUGGGCUGGUCGUACGACGACGUCCAGCUCUAUGAAGCAAGACUCUUGAAGGCGCUGCGUGAGCGCAAUGUGCGUGUUAGGCAUUACGUGUGA
Aplosporella prunicola CBS 121167 is the source of this 960-nucleotide messenger RNA. RefSeq lists its product as uncharacterized. Bases 1 to 960 code for a protein of 319 amino acids. NCBI's taxonomy places the organism in Eukaryota, Fungi, Ascomycota, Dothideomycetes, Botryosphaeriales, Aplosporellaceae. The transcript has 6 exons. Gene Ontology annotation, molecular function: methyltransferase activity. The record is from RefSeq and is a predicted model, not a curated record.